Messenger RNA from Uloborus diversus, 1248 nucleotides. RefSeq names its product heterogeneous nuclear ribonucleoprotein A1, A2/B1 homolog. Gene Ontology annotation, molecular function: RNA binding. The record is from RefSeq and is a predicted model, not a curated record. The transcript has a single exon. Lineage: Eukaryota; Metazoa; Arthropoda; Arachnida; Araneae; Uloboridae. The coding region runs from base 111 to 1043 and encodes 310 amino acids.
ACGCCAUUUCUUUCCCCUGUUUGUGCCGCUAAUCGACGUGCCAUUUUGCGCAAAAGUAAAAGUAUUCCGCUGUAUUUAGGUAAUUAUUUUCUCUUUUCAUAACAAUAAGUAUGUCUGAAGGCAAAAGUGAACCUGAACAAUUUCGUAAACUUUUCAUUGGAGGAUUAAACUACAAAUCAACAGAAGAAUCCUUGAAAUCUCACUUCGAACAAUGGGGUGAGAUAGUAGACUGUGUCGUUAUGCGCGAUCCACAUUCUAGAAAAUCAAGAGGAUUUGGUUUUAUCACAUACAAACGUGCUCAUAUGGUAGACGAUGCCCAAGCAGCAAGACCUCACAAAAUUGAUGGCCGAGAAGUUGAACCAAAGCGCGCCGUUCCAAGGGAAGAUUCCGGUAAGCCUGAAGCUCAGGUAACAGUCAACAAGUUGUAUGUCAGUGGUUUAAAAGACGAUUUAGGUGAAGAAGACUUAAGGGAAUAUUUCGGCCCUUAUGGAAAUAUUGUCAGCGUGAAUGUUGUCACCGAUAAAGCUACUGGAAAGAAACGCGGUUUCGCGUUCGUCGAAUUCGAUGACUACGACCCAGUUGACAAAAUUGUUCUUCAGCGUCACAACUACAAAGGACGGAGGCUAGAAGUAAAAAAAGCCUUGUCCAGAGAAGAAAUGGGCAAUUUGAAAAUGAAGAAAGAAAUGGGAGGCUUUGGCCGUGGAGGACGAGCUGGCGGCGGUGGUGGUGGACGAGGAGAAUGGCGCACAGCUGAUGAAUUUGAUCGUGGUUAUGGUGGUGGCUACGGCGGUGGUGGCUAUGGAAGUGGAGGUAAUGACUACGGAGGCGGAUACGGCGGCAGUGGCGGUGGAGGUUGGGGCAACAACUCCGGCUACGGCGAUGGUGGAUACGGCGGCGGCGGUGCAGGAGGCUGGGGCGGCGACUUCGGUGGUUCCAGCUACGGCGGUGGACCCAUGAGAGGUAGCACGGGCUAUUCUCAGCGUAGCUCAGGACCAUACGGAGGCGGCGGCGGCAGAGGCUCUGGAGGAUAUGGGCGACGAUAAAUUCAGGUUAAACCCUUAAACUGUACCAGAACAUUAAUUCUCAUGUCUAUCUUCACGUACAUAUUUGUGUAAUGACUUUUUUACCUGUUGGCGUCAUUUUAGUCGUAGCUUCACAUUCAGUACAAAAAUCCUUCAUUGUAUCAUUUUAUUUUCAAGUAAGGAAUGAUGGAUGCUAACCAAUGUGGUAAUAAAUUUUUAAACUAAA